Molecule: messenger RNA, 3849 nt
Organism: Equus caballus (horse)
Lineage: Eukaryota; Metazoa; Chordata; Mammalia; Perissodactyla; Equidae
Source: RefSeq, a predicted model, not a curated record
CGUAACUCCCUGUGGUUCAGAUGUUAACACUAAUUUGUAGAAUUAGUUACAUGGAGAACAUGUUACAUUUAUGGGACAAAUGGGGAAUCUGAGAUCCCUUUUCCAAAUCACAGGGUCUGUCUCUCUCCGAGCAUGUGGGAAGUGAAGCAAAGUGGCAGGACCAUCCGACUUAACACAUUCGGGGCAUUUGGAACAACUGUGGGGAAAACAGGCUCCCUGGUCAAUUUCACACUUCCGCUAUACAUUUCAAAAAACGAGGUGUGACUCUGCCACUGGAUUUUGAGAAGACCUCGAGAGGGCUAAAUGCCAGGUAUUCUGUGAACUCCCUGCCUUAAAGGAGCUUUCUGUUUCCUGAUAUGUUUGCUGUGGGGAAUCCCAAUCUGCUCAGUUAAAGCAAGGGCUUUAAACUUCUUGAAGGAUAUUCCCUGCUGACUAAGGCUCUGGGUUUACCGGAGCUGCUGGCCUUUGUCAUUCUGAGGGUAGGCAUACUGGAGGGGCUCUGCACUCUAGAAAACCCAGGGAAAUUUGCUAGAGAAGAAGGAAACUGACAUCCACUGGGCGCCUGUUGUGUGCCCUCCUUUGGAGAGCCCUAUGAAGUAAGAGCCAUCAUUGUCUGCCUUUGACAGACAAGGGAAUCCAAGCUCAGAGGGGUUACCUGGUCCCUAGGCCUUGCUGCUUCUCCAACAGUACACCCCAUCUGCUCUGAAAUAUCUUGGAAGUCUUGGCAGGGGGGAGGAAGGCCCUCUGGGUCCCCUGCUACUCCCCGCAGGCCCCUCGGCCGCCACCUCCUUGCUCCAGAUUCCCCAGGUUUGUUUUCUCUGGCUCUCUCAUUAAUGAGUUCCACAGGACAAUGCUAAGUCUAGUUAUGCAGCCUUAAUUGGUUUAGUUACAACAAGAUAAUUCCUUUUUUCUUCUCUUGGAGGCCUUUCUGUUUAAAGACAUUUUAGCUGGAAGAUGCUAAUUAUCAAUGAGGAGAAAGUGACACCUGAAGAGUUCAUUUUCCAUCUUGGUCCUUGGUUUCUCCUUUGAACUCCCUCUCCCCAGCCCUCUUUCCCACUUCAUCACUUCUCCCCCACCAUCAUAAAAGAGAGCUCUGUCCUGGCUGGGCGGCAGAACUUUCUUUCUCACUUGCCAGGGAGUCAUUCUCUCUGCAGCUGUCUCGCAGGCAUGGACAACCUGCGUGAGACCUUCCUCAGCCUUGAAGAUGGCUUGGGCUCCUCUGAUAGUCCUGGGCUGCUCUCCUCAUGGAACUGGAAAGACAGGGCAGGGCCCUUUGAGUUGAACCAGGCCUCUCCCACUCAGAGCCUCUCUCCGGCUCCCUCCCUGGAGUCCUAUUCUUCUUCUCCCUGUCCAGCCGUGGUCAGACUGCCCUGUGGGCAUGGAGAUGCCAACAAUGGGGGCAGUGAUGUCUGCAGCAGCCUUGGCACUGGUGGCCUGGUGGAGGUGGACUACAAUAUGUUAGCUUUCCAGCCUGCCUAUCUGCAGGGCUCUGGUGGCCCUAAGGCCCAGAAGGGCACCAAAGUCAGGAUGUCUGUCCAGCGGAGGCGGAAAGCCAGCGAGAGGGAGAAGCUCCGGAUGCGGACCUUGGCAGAUGCCCUGCACACCCUCCGGAAUUACCUCCCACCUGUCUACAGUCAGAGGGGCCAGCCGCUCACCAAGAUCCAGACGCUGAAGUACACCAUCAAGUACAUCGGAGAACUCACAGACCUCCUCAACAGUGGGAGGGAGCCUCGCUCCCAGAGUGCUUAAGCUCUGCCCCAGGAACUUGACUGGGGCAGCCCUCCGGGUGGGGGCAAAGGAGCUUCAAAGACCUGGACUAGCCUAUGGAACAACAGCACGUAGUGGUUUUUAUACAGCAAGUGUGCUUACCUUGUUGUCUGAAAAGUUCUAAGGGAAUUCCCAUUGGACUUGUUGGAACUACCAGAACACUUAACUGCCAGGCAAGCAGGUACUUUUGCUUCCAGUUUUCCCAACAUUUCUCAGGAGACUUGCCCUUUGCAAAGAGACAGAUUACUCUACCUUUCUCUGUCUGUUCAAGGUACUUAAAAGGGCUAAUGGUUUUAAAUGCAGUUUUUCAAUAAUGUAAAAUUGUUGUAAUUAAUCUUCUGUUGUCAUUUUGGCAUUGGGAGUUUUUUGUUGCUAACUAAACCUGUAUUUUGUACAGGAUCCAGUGUGACACCUGGAUUCUUGUUUAGAAAGAUUUUUGUCCAGGAAAGGGCUAUAGAGCUCUUGUUUUAUUUUGUCGGUAUGCUUCGGGGUGUGUACAUGUGUGUGUGACUGAAAUCAUGCCUUUACUUGUGCAGGGACAAAAAUCACUUAAAUGCAGAAAGAAUGAGUGUCAUGGUAAAUAGAAAGUCGCAGACAGACAGGCUACAUUAAGACACAUUGAAGAGUCUAAAGGCCAGCGCCUCCUCUCUUAAGUCAACAAAAAGAAAGCUCUAUCCACUAAGUGUAGGGAAUAAGGGGAUGGAAGGAGGAGGAAGAAGGGAGGCCCCAGCACCACGGGAUGUGGCUGAGCAGGGCUGGGAAGGCAGGAGCUCCCUGUGCCCUGGCUGGUCUGAAUAUGGCCUCACUGGAUUCCUUCACUUACUCAUUUCUCAAGUGAAGAGAUUGGUUCAAAAAGAAUAGGAGACUAUUUUAAUUCUAUAGACAAGUGAAAAGGGUCAGAAUUAGAACUCAGGUCUAUUUAACCCCUCCACAUGUGUUUAUUUCUUCACCCACAACAUCUUCCCCUCCUACCACCCCCAAAUCACCCUACAUGCACCCAUACACACACCCCCCUCCUCUUCACUGUGCCUCAUCUUAGGGUGGGUGACUGACUGUAGCACCCUCAGCUUGGCUAAUUUGAUGGCACAUGGCACCAAACAGGGGGCUUUGAAUUAAGGAGGUUCUCAAAAGCUAGCAGGCUUUUUUUAAGGCUGAGUCUUUCUCCCUCUGAUUAUUAACCAUUGGUGUUUGUUUUUCAAUGAAUUGUCUGCUCAUGACUGCAUCACUUUUUUUUUCUAUUGGUGGUUUUUCUUCUUUUUGGGACAAAUUAUAAAGGCAGUAGAUGUGUUCACAGUUUAAUGUAUAACUUCUCCACUUUUUUCCCUUGCUGAUACCAACAUAUACAAAUAAACAUAAGCAAAUAUACAUUUUUUAAGAAUAUCUUUAAUUCUACAAAUCGCUUGUUUUUUCUACUUAGCAAUAUAUACUAAAAGUCCUUCCAAGGUAGCACAAAUAAAUCUGUGAUGUAAGUACCAUUAGUACUUGAUUAUAUUGAUGAGGAAAUUGAAGCACAGACUUGCCCUGAGUCACACAUGUGAAAAUCGUAGUGGAAAGUGGAGGCUCAAACAGUGUUCCAUAGCACAGGGUGCAUAGUUUGUUUAAUGAAUCACCUUUUGAAUGAUAUUUAGGUUGUUUUCAGUUUUUCAUUCCAAAAAAUACUAUAAUAAACAUCACGGACAACUAGCUUUUUAUCCACUGAUAUUGCCAUUAGCCUGAAAAUUUCCCCAAAAUGGGAUUCCUGGUUCAGAGUGUACUCACAUUUUAAAUUUAAAUAAAUAUUGUUAGAUGACUUUUAUAAAAGUUUGUAGUUAUUUGCACUCGCCCUAACAUCCUGUGGCAGAACCAGCGGCCCCACAUUGCCAGUGGAUAUUAUCAAUCUUAUGAAAUUUUUAAUGGAUAAAAAAUGGUUAUGUCACUGUUGUGUUAAUUUUAAUUUCCCUCUGUACCAUUGGAGCUGGCGCAACUUUUUUAUUUUACGUGACUACUAUUCAUGUUGGUUCUUCUUCUAUAACUUGUCAGUUUAUACUCUUCGCCAUUCUUCUUUAGGUUAUUUAUUUUCCUGUUAAUAAUUUGGGAGAGUUC